ACUUAGUGUCCCUGCAUGCCCAGGCUCCCCUCCCCUGGAAGGUGAUGAGGGGGUGAAGCCACGUGGCCUGGAGGAGGCCAGGGCUGUUUCUAUUAUCAUGGGGCCAAUUACUGAGCCAGAACUGAACAGAAAGCCGAAUCGGUGUCUCCUUAGGAACAGCGCACGCUCGUCGGUGUCCAGAGCCGGCAUGUCCCUGGCCACAGCACUUUCGUUCUCCAGCAGCCCCUCUGCUUGGCCUCGGGGCCCGGGGUCCGCUUCCAGGUCUGGCUCUGGUGGGCUCCGUCUGACUUCGACAGCUGCAUUGUUUAGGGUGUGGGCAUGUUUGGAAGUCAGCUUGCUGACCCUGCUCAGGGUGCUCGCUGCCACCUGCCAUGGUCACCGCGUAGAAGAUGCACCUCCACGUCGCCCACACAGCUCUUGCCGCUGCGAGGCCAGAAGCUCCUCUAACGAUGGGGAGAUAAGACGCCGUCCCCGCAGGCCGACACGACACUGUGCCGCCACCGCCAGCCGUGCCCACAUCGUCCCUGCCGCGGCUCAUGUGACAGUCAUCCAGAUGGAUCCCAGAGAGGCUGAGACGGAGCUGCGGCGCGGCCCAAGCCCCCCCAGGGCCAGCAGGAGCCAGGAGGUGGAUGGGGACAGGGCUGCGUGUCACAGCUGCUGCAUCUGUGGCAAGAGCUUCCCCUUCCAGAGCUCACUGUCGCAGCACAUGCGCAAGCACACCGGGGAGAAGCCCUACAAGUGUCCCUACUGCGACCACAGGGCUUCCCAGAAGGGGAACCUGAAAAUCCACAUCCGCAGCCACCGCACGGGCACGCUGGUGCAGGGCCACGAGCCGGAGGCGGGCGAGGCGCGAGUGUCCGAGGGCCUGGACGGCUGCGCCAGCCCCACGAGGAGCGCGUCGGCCUGCAACCGCAUGCUGAACGGGGCAGCGCCCGACGGCAAGACCCUCCUGCGGAGCAGCAGGAAGGAGGCCGAGGGGGCUGCAGGCGUGCCGGAGGAGGCCAGGGCUGCCCCCACCGCCCAGUGCUCCUUCUGCAAGAGCCAGUUUGCGCGGAAGAAGGACCUGGAGCUGCACGUGCAUCAGGCCCACAAGCCCUUCAAGUGCCGGCUGUGCAGCUUCGUGACCCUGCGGGAGGAGUCGCUGCUCAGCCACGUGGAGCGGGACCACAUCACCGCGCAGGGGCCGCGCGGCGCUGAGGCCUGCGUGGAGAAUGGCAAGCCGGAGCUGAGCCCCGGGGAGUUCCCCUGUGAGGUGUGCGGCCAGGCCUUCAGCCAGACCUGGUUCCUGAAGGCCCACAUGAAAAAGCACAGGGGCUCCUUCGACCACGGCUGCCACAUCUGCGGCCGGCGCUUCAAGGAGCCGUGGUUCCUCAAGAACCACAUGAAGGCCCACGGCCCUAAGGCGAGCAGCAAGAACAGGCCCAGGAGCGAGCUGGACCCCAUCGCCACCAUCAACAACGUGGUGCAGGAGGAGGUGAUUGUCGCCGGCCUGUCCCUGUAUGAAGUCUGCGCCCAGUGCGGGAACCUGUUUACAAACCUGGACAGCUUGAACGCCCAUGGCGCCGUGCACCGCCAGGUCGAGGCCAGCCGGACGCCAGACCCGGCCGAGGGGGCGGCCGACGGGGCGGCCGAGGGCCCCUCGGACACCAAGCAGUUCUUCCUACAGUGCCUGAACCUGAGGCCGGUGGAGGCCGGGGACGUGCCCUCUGGAGGACAGGCCGGCAGGCGGGUGGCCGAGCUGGACCCUGUCAACAGCUACCAGGCCUGGCAGCUGGCCACCAGGGGGAAGGUGGCCGAGCCGGCGGAGUACCUCAAGUACGGGGCCUGGGACGAGGCACUGGCCGGGGAUGUGGCCUUUGACAAGGACAGGCGUGAGUACAUCCUGGUCAGCCAGGAGAAGCGCAAGCGGGAGCAGGAUGCGCAGGUCACGCAAGGCCCCCCCCGGAAGCGAGUCAGCUUGCCCGGGGACCCCAUGUCGCCUGGCCACCUCGACCCCCGGCCGGCUGCUCGCCCCAGCCGACGGGCCGCUGCCACCACCGGCCAUGGCAAGUCCUCCGAGUGCUUCGAGUGCGGCAAGAUCUUCCGCACCUACCACCAGAUGGUGCUGCACUCACGUGUGCAUCGCCGUGCCCGCCGGGACAGGGAUGGCGACGCUGACAGGGCGGCACGUGCCCGCUGCGGCUCGCUCAGUGAGGGUGAUUCGGCCUCCCAGCCCAGCAGCCCCGGCUCAGGCUGUGCUGCAACCGACUCCCCAGGCUCUGGCCUGGCCGACGAGGCUGCUGACGACAGCGGUGAGGAGCCGGCCCCGGAGGCUGCCCCAGGGGGACAGCCACGGCGCUGCUGCUUUUCAGAAGACAUAGUUCCCACUGUGCUCCCCAACGGAGACCAAAGUCACCAACGUGGACGUGGCCCGCCAGAAGAAGACACCAGCGAGCUCCAAGCAGGGACUGUGACAUCGGUGCCCACACUUGACCACAGCAGCAGAGAGCUGCCCGGAAGGCCCGAGCAGCCUCGGCUCACUGUCGACCUGAAGAUGCCAGCAUGUCUUCCCAAGCUGGAGGCUCCUGGCACUGGUGACUCGCUGGCUUUCCCCGGAGCUGUGGAUGGAGCUGACCCACAGCUCGCCUUGGAGAACCUGACCGGCCACCCGAAGGAGCAGCUGCCCGAUUUGCACAAUAGAGAGCCCUCCGGGGGAGGGAAGAGGGUGCCAGCCCCGGAUCUGGUCCCGCUGGAUCUAAGCGCAAGGUCAACCCGGGAUGACCCCAGCAAUAAGGAGGUGGCCGCCUCCCUGCAGGCCGCUCUGGUCAUUCACCCAUGUCCUUACUGUGACCACAAGACGUGCUACCCUGAGGUCUUGUGGAUGCACAAACGCAUCUGGCACAGGGUCAGCUGCAGCGCCAUGGCGCCCCCGUGGAUUCAGCCCAACGGUUACAAAAGCAUCAGAAACAACUUGGUUUUCCUGUCCCGCAGCGGACGCACGGGCCCCCCGCCAGCCCUCGGUGGCAAAGAAUGCCAGCCUCUGCUCCUGGCACGGUUCACCCGCACCCAGGUACCAGGUGCGGCGCCAGGGCCCAAAAGCAGCUCCUCGCCCCUGGGCGUGACCACGAAAGCCGCUAGCAUGCCUAAGAAUCAGGGGAGCCAUUCCGGGGGCCCAUGUGCGCUCUGGGCAUCCAGUCCUGAUGGGUACCGACAGACCAGACCUGGCCCCGGGCAGGAACAGUGUGGUGCUACUGCCCAGGGGCUGCCGCUGAGGCCCAAGCAGGAGGCCAGUGCCAAGGCGGUGCCUGCUCCAGGCGGUGGGGGCUUCAGCAGAAGUGCCACCCCCACACCCACCGUCAUUGCCCGAGUUGGCACGCAGCCAUCGGCCAACAGCAAGCCCGUGGAGAAGUACGGGGCUCCCCUUGUGGGGGCUGGCUUUGCACCCCCAAGUAAGCACAGUACCCCGGACUCCCUGAAAGCCAAAUUCAGCCCUCAGCCUCAGGGUCAGCCUCCCGCGAAAGGCGAUGGGGGCCCUCCUCUACCUCCAUGUGAGCCCCCCUCCAAGGCGGCUCAGGAGCUGAGGACACUGACCACUUGCACUGCGGGGUCCAGGGGGGAUGCGGCCUCGCAGUCCCAGCCUGGCGCAGCUGGAGCUCCACCUGUUCUGCACGCCAUCAAGCAGGAGCCGGCAGCCGAGGGGCCGGAGAAACGCCUGGACAUCCUCAACAUCUUUAAGACGUACAUUCCAAAGGACUUUGCGACCCUCUGCCAGGGCUGGGGCGUCAGCAACCCCGGGCUUGAGCACAGAGGGAUGCCCCGGACACAGGCCCGCCCAGGAGACUUCGUCUGCGUCGAGUGUGGGAAGAGCUUUCACCAGCCCAGCCACCUCAGGGCCCACAUGCGGGCGCACACAGUGGUGUUUGAGUGCGACGGACCCCGGGGCGCGGACGCCCACACCCCCUCCGCAGACGCCCCCAAACAAGGGAGAGACCAUCCUAACACAGGUACCGCCCAGACAGUGCCUCUCCGAAAGGGAACCUAAAGACCCGUGUCCGGCAUACCCGGGUCCCCGUAACGGCCGUUCGCAGUCCCCCCGGAUGUUCCUGCAGCCUUCCAGCAGCGACCAUGACCACCACGUGGACAAGCAGCUGGAGGACUCUCAACCAGACACCUCAAGUCCUGGAGCCACCGUGCCGAGCGGAACGGAGGGAGAUGCCUCUCCUUGCUCAGCGUUUAGAAAUAAACGAAGAUGCUCUGCUCUAGCAUACAUGUAGAUAGUCUGUAUGCAUACGUGUGCUCCUCAGCCAUGGUCCAUGUGCUCCGAUGAUGCGCGGUGGUGCUGGCAGGCACGGGAGGCAGGAGCACGAGGCUUCUGUGUUGUUCAUGACAAGUUGGAGACACUGGAAAAAGACUUGCUGUUUGUGGGACAGAGUGGGCGAGUGGAGCCAGCACUGAGUGGGGCCUCCGUGCGUGGAGGGCUGUAGAGAUGAGGGCAGAGCAAGCGUGCAGUGGAGGAGGAGGAAGUCUGAUACUACUGCCUCUCCUGUCCUAGAGGGGUUUCCCGUGGUGGAAGCAGGGAGGGAGGUGGUGCUCAGGUGCUGUGGAAGGCAGGCGGGGUGGAGCGGGCAGUGCGCAGUGGCUCCGUGCACUUCCCCGGAGGCCACGGCCAGCAUGUCCCAUGUGCUUGUUCCACGCUUCCCAGCGGGUGUACCGAGUGAUCCGGCAAAGGAAACAUGUCCAUGGGAGUGCGUGUCCUCUGCUCUGGAAAAGAGAGCCAGUUGAACACUAAGCAAAGCAGGCUUCUUUGUUUAUUCUCAGGACCUUUUUGUAACAGGGCUACAUUCUGCAAACUGCUCACAAAGGAAGACAACACGUCUUAACAAGUUAUUUAGCCACUGACCCCCCAAGUGCAGCGUUAGUGAUGGCAGAAGGGUCCCCGGGCAGUUUGCAGGUCCUAGGCUGCUAGGGCACUGGUGCUCUGGACCUUCUGCUCCCCCCUGCCCACCCCCAGACCUCAUUCAUCCCCUGUCCCCUCUGAACCCCCAACAAGUAGGUGUCCUUUCUCCUUGGGCCUGGUGACCUCAUUCACAGAGGGUGGGGGCCGCGCACCGCGGGGGACGGCUUUAUAUACCUCUUCCUCUGUAACGCAAAUGCAAGUUUGUGUGGUGGGGUUAAGGCCAUAGCAAGGAUCUUCAACCGUGCAGUGUACGCAGCUGAAGUUGUACUCCACAGAUAUAAAUAUUUUCUUUCCCUUUGCCGUGACACUAUGUGUGAUGGUAAUAUUUCUGAGAGUCUCAGAUUUUUGCACAUAUGAUUUUAUGCAUUAUCAAAAGUUACUGCUGCCUUGAAUGAAAAUGUUCUGUGAAAUUUUUUGCAAAAGCUUUACUAGGUUUUUUUUUUAAUUGUGAAAUUUUGUAAAGGCAGGAAAUGGAUUAAAAUGAGCAUGCUAAAUAUAUUUUUCAAAAAAGCAAUAAUUUUACAUGUACAGAAAUUAUCUUAACCUUUAAUACUGGUGAGAGCGACAGUUUACUUAAUACAGUAAUGGAUUAGUGCAGUUUUUGUAGAAAAUGGGCUUCUGAUACAAAGACUUGUCUAAACACACACACACACACACACACACACACACAAACUCUAAGGUGUGGUUUCCUUGUUCUAAUGAUUUGUUGAAUUAUUAUAUUAUUAUUAUUAUUGUUAUUUGUUGUUAUUAGUUAAUGUUUGGUUCUGGAUUC
This is a messenger RNA of Tupaia belangeri chinensis (Chinese tree shrew), 5708 nucleotides long. RefSeq names its product zinc finger protein 516 (gene ZNF516). Gene Ontology annotation, molecular function: RNA polymerase II cis-regulatory region sequence-specific DNA binding; DNA-binding transcription factor activity, RNA polymerase II-specific. NCBI's taxonomy places the organism in Eukaryota, Metazoa, Chordata, Mammalia, Scandentia, Tupaiidae. The record is from RefSeq and is a predicted model, not a curated record. The transcript is spliced from 7 exons. Gene Ontology annotation, cellular component: nucleus. Gene Ontology annotation, biological process: regulation of DNA-templated transcription. Bases 98 to 4021 code for a protein of 1307 amino acids.